AUGACCGAGCCGCCGAAGAAGAAGGAGUCUAAAAUCACACUGAUACGACGGGGCUACGACAACCUCGUCAAAACGGUCGUGCGGCCGCCGCGCAUCGCCUACACGACGGAGGACCUCGGCCCCACGCUUAAGGCGUUGCGAGGCGCCGUCUACGAGCGCACGGACUUCGAGGUGGUCCACAACAAGCUUAAAUUGAAAUGCAGCCGCUGGGCGCGGGAGGGCGAGCCUCGACCGAAGAAAGUUGUGUUAUAUCUCCACUCCAACAGUAGCUGUCGCCUCGCGGUCGUGAGGUCACCGGUGCUCGCGACGUGCGCCUGCGCUCGCGCUGCUCUCGUGUCUUUUGAUUUCGCGGGCUGCGGCAUCAGCGAGGGCGACACCGUCACCCUAGGCCUGAGAGAGAGGGACCAGGUCGAGGCCGUCCUCGCCGAGGUACGAAGGUGGGCGCCCGGCGCCAGAGUUUGUAUUUGGGGCCGGAGCAUGGGCGCCGCCGCCGCUUUAUUACAUGGCGAGAAGUACCCCGACGAGGUGCGGGGGCUCAUCCUCGACUCGCCGUUUCUCAGCUUCCGCGCGUUGAAGAACGACCUGAUCCAGCGCGCGGCGCCCAAGGCGCCGAAAUGCGGCGUCGCCUGCGUCAUGUGCUGCCUCGCGUGCUCGGCCCGGCGGCGGACGAAGGGCUGCAACCCGACGAAGGUCGACUGCGGGCGGGCCGCCGCGGCCGCGACGGCGCCGGCGUUGUUUCUGGCGGGCGCGCGCGACAAGCUGGCCGCGCCGGCGACGCACGCGCGACCGCUCGAGGCGCUCUAUAAGGCGCCGUCCACCUUGCUCGUCUUCGACGGCGAGCACAACUCGCCGCGGCCGUCGUGGGUCUACGACCGCUGCGCGACGUUCCUGGCGGCGGCGCUGGACGACGCGCCGGGCCUGGCCGCGGCACUGCUCGAGACCUUCGCCGAGGCGCCGCCCGCGUCCGUGCGCCGGUCGCCGCGGCCGCUCACGUCGCCCGCCGUCGCGACGGCCGACCUGAGCGACUAA
Pelagomonas calceolata is the source of this 1029-nucleotide messenger RNA. Lineage: Eukaryota; Pelagophyceae; Pelagomonadales; Pelagomonadaceae. The record is from the annotation of a GenBank genome assembly.